CACAAGCAGAAAAACAUAAGCGGAAUACUAAACUAAGCAAGCACAUGUAAUAAAAAGUGAACAGAAAGCGUCGUACGAUUAUUCUAACUAGUUGUUCUCUUCAGUGUAGGAUACAACGAGAAGCUGUUGAGUUGACUUUUGUUGCCCAGUAUCAUUGUUGCUGGUGACGCUGCGAGGCACUGUUACUACUAACUGCUAAUUUCUGUUAGCAACGACGGGUACCUGUGUCAUUUAACCGAAAGUAAAAAACGAGGUUAGCGAACGGAAACAACAAAUCAAAAUGCCUCGCUUUUCGUUCUUCUCCAACAAAAAAAGUCAAAGGCAACGGGCUCACUUAGACCGAUGCGCCACAUCGCACAAGCCGUUUAUCUCGAAGCCGUCAAACUUCCAACAUAUCGUUCAUAUUACUGGGUCUAAGAUAGAUGGCCCUAAACAAACUUUGAAGUUGACACCGAUGUCGGAUCACAAGAUCAGCGCAAUGGUAACUUCUGAUCGUAUAUCAAAGCCAACGAACUUCAGACAUCUCGUGGACGGCCGCCAGCUAUUGCAGAAGUUGUGUCACGCUACUAAGCCGCAAAUCCGCAGAAUGACCCAUCCGGAGAGACGACAGACACGCCUAACUGCAAAAGACAUCUCGCUUCCAAGCCAUUUCGUACACGUGUUUAGAUUCCGUCCAAAUGAUGGCGAAGUGCCGCAAUCCACCAUUCCCUGCAAAACAUCUGCAAUUUUUGCGGCAAGCUCGGCAAACAUGAUCUUCGGACGCAGUGUGAUUUAAGUUAAUUUAGCGAACCAUUGGGCGAACGUUACGUUUUUGCUGCAGUAAUUAGAACAUAAAUAAGCCUGAUUGCUGCAUUAAAAAAACAAAAAGACAAGCCUAACCGGUGCUGUCGCUACUAAGUUUUUCUACUCUAAAGAAAACGCUUUAUAAUUUAGUCCUGCAGCGUUGAGACAGGGUAAGGUUAAUUGUUAUUCUGCCAGAACCAUAUGGAACUUGAUGCUACACACGUAUUUUGUAGUUGGUAAAAAAAAAUUAUUUAGCGUCUGAUCGGCCUCAAACCAGCGUCUUAAUUAACAACUAAUGUAACGUAAAUAUUAUCUACUCAAUUGUUUGCGAAUUUGCGGGUCGUAUCAGCUUAUGGAGACUUUAUUGCUAAUGCUACUGUUUACGCAUUUUUUGUGUUGAAAACUUCAAUGAGCUAAUAUAAACGAGAGCGUGUACUCUGCAGUUAUCAAAUAUUCGCGGAUAUUAUAAUUGCUUUCCUGAAUCAAAUUUUCAAUGAAUUCGAAGAAAUGUAUGUACUAAGAUCUACAAUAAUCCAAUAACUUGUUAAAAAUCAAUUCCAGCUCAGAUAUUUACGUUUCUCUGUUCUAUUAUGGCCAAAUGUAUACGAUUCCCAAAAGCAAAAUUACAUAUUAUAGCUUCGAUGAGCAAAAAUCUUUCUUUAAAUAACGUUUUCCAACAAUGAUCAAUGCGCUUAGUAAUAUCUCUGAAGAUUGCGUCAUACUCAUACUACGCAGAAAUAGUUGUGUCCGUCUAUUUGUCGGAUCAAAUUGCGUACCUUGUUUGCAAGCAGUUUUGUUAUAGUUUCGGCAAAAAUAAUUUAGAUCCUGUUGGAUAGUUAAAAACAUGGCUUAACGUCUACUUUAGUCGAAGCAAGCAAAAACCUUAAGCAUCUUGUGCGUACGCUUGUGUAAUUUGGUCCCCUCAAAGACAGAGGCGUUUAUUUUUGUGCUGCCGCAUCUGUACAGUAUAUAUGCUUUAGACAUAUUGAACAUGAGAAUCAGCUGAUAACAAUUAUGGCCAGUGAAGACUAUGCCAAUAUUCUGGAAUAUUAUAUGGAUAGUGACUGGAAUAUUAACUCACAUAAAAAUACAGAUCUGUAAAUGCCUCCUCCUUUAACUAAUGAAUAAUAAAAGUAAUUAUUUCCUUAA
Messenger RNA from Varroa destructor (honeybee mite), 1932 nucleotides. RefSeq lists its product as uncharacterized. NCBI's taxonomy places the organism in Eukaryota, Metazoa, Arthropoda, Arachnida, Mesostigmata, Varroidae. The record is from RefSeq and is a predicted model, not a curated record.